GCGGCUGCCGAGCCCUCGUGUCAGUGCGCCUGUCUGUGUGUGGUUCUGCGAGUCGCGGCGGAGGGACUGGGGGGGAAGGAAGGACGUGCGCGCACCGCACCGUCGAUUUAUUGGAAACUGUAAAAGUUCUCCUUGAUUUUUCACCUCUCCGCACCUAGGAAAGGGACUCCCGUGGAGCUGAUGCGCCAAUCUACGUAUUCUUUGCUUUAAUGCAGACAGAAGGGGCACGCUCAGGACAGGAGUGUGUUUUUGUGGUUAAAAAAGCCAAGUCCCGGCGACGACGGCGGCGGCGGCGGCGGGGGGCGCUCGGAUUCUUCUUGCCGUACUGAGCCGCCCGGUGUUGGUCCGCUGGCUGCGGUGUCGGUUCGCGGCGAUCACUCGGCCGGGUUCCCUGCCAACCGACGCAACAACAACGCGCUCCGGGGAUGUGUGCGCGGCUCUCUUCCUUCUCGGCGCUCUGCACGAGUUAGGUCACCGAACGAAGCGGCGAAGGGAGGUUCGGGACGACGACGAUCAUCAUCGCUGUUUUUCCCACCGGCGGAGGAGCUCCCUGCUGAAGGUAGAUAACCCGGCGGAGGAGCCAGCUGCUCGUCGGCUGGGCGACUCGCACUGACUGAGUGACUAGGCAGCUGCUGAUUUGGGUGGUUUGUUUGUCUGCCUGGGAUCAACCGCUACGGUUUCUUCGACACGAUCGGACGGAUCAGACUGAGAGAGCAGGCGAGAGAGAGGAGCCCCUCGCUCGCUGUCCGGCCGCUCCGCUCCGCUCCGCUCCCCUCAGCUCCUUUGCCACCCCUGUCUGACUCUCAGUGACUGAUCUCCGUUUUGUUCCCACACGACACGAGUCGAGUGUAUUCGCAAGCAGCUGCCGCUGGACCGAAGAAGACGCUUAAAGACUGUUUUACGAAUAAACACAAAGCCUGGCUUGUCCUGCGACUCACUAGAUGUUUUUAUUUAUUUUUCUUUUUUUGCUCCAGGAGGAGAUGAGCGUUGUGUGUUUUACAUCUUGAUUUAUUCCAUCUUCCUUUUUUCCCCACACUGACUGAAGCGGACCGGGGCCCGAUCGGCACCAGAACCCGACACCAGAGGGCUGUGUGUGUGUGUGUGUCCGCGGACCGGGCGCUGUGUCUGCGGGGGGGGGGCAGGCGGGCCGCCGCUCGGGUUCCUCCACUCUCCAUUUCCAGGAGUUCCAGCUAAAGAAAGGACACCUCCAAGAUGUACCCCCAGGGCCGGCAUCCGGCGCCACAUCAGCCUGGUCAGCCGGGCUUUAAAUUCACUGUGGCCGAGUCCUGCGACAGGAUUAAAGACGAAUUUCAGUUUCUGCAAGCCCAGUACCACAGCCUUAAGGUGGAGUACGACAAACUGGCCAAUGAGAAGACAGAAAUGCAGCGUCACUAUGUUAUGUAUUACGAGAUGUCUUAUGGCCUCAACAUUGAAAUGCACAAACAGACCGAGAUUGCUAAACGGCUCAAUGCAAUUCUUGCUCAAAUUAUGCCUUUUCUGUCACAAGAGCACCAACAGCAGGUAGCGCAGGCUGUUGAACGUGCCAAGCAGGUGACAAUGACCGAGCUGAAUGCCAUCAUCGGGGUACGUGGACUUCCCAAUCUGCCCCUCACCCAGCAGCAGCUCCAGGCACAGCACCUCUCCCACGCAGCCCAUGGACCCCCUGUUCAGCUGCCUCCCCACACCUCAGGGCUACAACCUCCCGGCAUCCCACCUGUGCCAGGCUCAGGCUCCGGCCUACUGGCCCUGGGGGCCUUGGGUAGCCAGGCCCACUUACCUGUAAAAGACGAGAAAAAUCAUCACGACCUGGAGCACAGAGGCCAAUCAUCUUUUCACUCACCUGUGGCAAUUCCUUUGAUUAAAGAACGGGAGUCCAGCACGAACAACUCCGUUUCGCCAUCAGAUAGCCUACGCGCUGCCAGCGAGAAGCACCGGGGAUCCUCCGAGUACAGUGUGGAUUCCAAGAAGCGCAAGGUGGAGGAAAAGGAUAGCAUGAGCAGAUAUGACAGUGAUGGAGACAAAAGUGAUGAUUUGGUAGUGGAUGUGUCCAAUGAGGAUCCUGCCACUCCCCGGGUCAGUCCUGCACACUCUCCGCCUGAGAAUGGUCUGGACAAAUCACGUGUAAUGAAGAAGGAUGCACCUAACAGCCCUGCUUCUGUGGCAUCCUCUGGCAGCACACCAUCAUCCAAAACCAAAGACCAUGUCCAUAAUGACAAGUCUUCCACACCUGGUCUGAAGUCCAAUACUCCCACCCCUCGCAAUGAUGCCCCCACCCCGGGUACGAGCACCACUCCAGGUCUCCGACCAAUUCUAGGGAAGCCACCCGGCAUGGAGGCAUUAGCAGCCCCUGCCUUGAGGACCCCCCUGUCUAUUGCAGGGUCAUAUGGAACCCCAUUUGCCAUGAUGGGACACCAUGAGAUGAAUGGCUCCCUCACUAGCCCAGGGGUUUAUGCCGGCCUGCACAUCUCCCCCCAAAUGAGUGCUGCUGCAGCAGCUGCGUAUGGCCGCACGCCCAUGGUUGGGUUCGACCCUCACCCUCACAUGAGAGCUCCUGGCCUCCCUGCCAGCCUCACAUCCAUCUCUGGAGGAAAACCAGCAUAUUCAUUCCAUGUCAGUGCGGAUGGGCAGAUGCAACCUGUGCCUUUCCCACCUGAUGCCCUGAUUGGGCCUGGCAUCCCACGGCAUGCCCGCCAGAUCAACACACUGAGCCAUGGUGAGGUGGUUUGUGCCGUCACCAUCAGCAACCCCACCCGGCACGUCUACACUGGAGGAAAGGGCUGCGUCAAGAUCUGGGACAUUAGCCAGUCAGGCAGCAAGAGCCCUGUCUCCCAGCUGGACUGCUUGAACAGGGACAACUACAUCCGCUCGUGCAAGCUGCUGCCGGACGGACGUACACUGAUUGUGGGUGGGGAGGCCAGCACCCUGACCAUCUGGGACCUGGCUUCUCAGACACCUCGCAUCAAGGCAGAGCUCACUUCCUCUGCGCCUGCCUGCUAUGCUUUGGCAAUCAGCCCUGAUGCCAAGGUGUGCUUCUCCUGCUGCAGUGAUGGCAACAUUGCCGUGUGGGAUCUCCAUAAUCAGACCCUUGUGAGGCAAUUCCAAGGCCACACAGAUGGUGCUAGCUGUAUCGACAUCUCGCACGAUGGCACCAAACUGUGGACAGGUGGUCUGGAUAACACAGUGCGCUCCUGGGACCUGAGAGAGGGGCGACAGCUACAGCAGCAUGACUUUACCUCCCAGAUCUUCUCUCUGGGUUACUGUCCAACGGGAGAGUGGUUGGCAGUUGGUAUGGAGAGCAGCAAUGUGGAGGUUCUUCAUCAUACCAAGCCUGACAAGUACCAGCUUCACCUGCAUGAGAGCUGUGUACUUUCUCUCAAGUUUGCCUACUGUGGCAAAUGGUUUGUUAGCACUGGGAAGGACAAUUUGCUGAAUGCCUGGAGGACUCCGUACGGUGCCAGCAUAUUCCAGUCCAAGGAGUCCUCAUCAGUCUUGAGCUGUGACAUCUCGGCUGACGACAAGUACAUUGUCACGGGCUCUGGUGACAAGAAGGCCACAGUGUAUGAAGUGAUCUACUAAGUGUUCUUGUGGGAGGCUGUGGAUUGGGGCACCCAGGAUCCUGGUUUCAGUGGCUCUCCCUUUGAGUCAUGGAGAUGAGGAUGGACUGCAAGUGGCAGUGCUGUGCGUGGUGCUGUUGGGACUUUCUAGGCCGGGAUCCAGUCAUCCGAUUUUUAUAGUUGCUCAGCACAGAUCCUACAAUACUAGAGAAAAUAUUGUCCUCCCCCUCCUCUAAUUCGCUUGCUUGGAUUGGGUUUUUCUUUUUUUGUUUUUUAACACAACGAACAUUCUAUAAUGCUACUUGAAGUGGCUUUUUUUAAACUGUGCUCCCUGGAAGUCUUGUGAAAAGUGUAAAUAGCGGAGUUAU
Molecule: messenger RNA, 3922 nt
Organism: Scleropages formosus (Asian bonytongue)
Lineage: Eukaryota; Metazoa; Chordata; Actinopteri; Osteoglossiformes; Osteoglossidae
Product: transducin-like enhancer protein 3-B
Exons: 20
Coding region: 1213-3576 (787 amino acids)
Biological process (GO): regulation of DNA-templated transcription; negative regulation of canonical Wnt signaling pathway
Cellular component (GO): nucleus; transcription regulator complex
Molecular function (GO): transcription corepressor activity; protein binding
Source: RefSeq, a predicted model, not a curated record